AAUCAUUCAUUUCUAUUUCACGUAAUAACACGAAAAUGUCGUCUGCAUGGGGAGGCUGGGGUACCAAGCUUAACGUGACGUCCAUCGUUUCGCAGGGGCUGGAGCAGGUCCGUAAUCUCCGCGAGGACGUGGAGAAGUCCUUCGACCAGGUGGUGACGGGAGCGCCUGGUGCUCGCGUGCCACCUCCACUAGCGGUUCCAGUCAAGACGUCUGGAGAUCAGAUUGAGGACAAAGUUCCCGAUAACGAGGCGGAUAAAACGACAGUUGAGGCCGAUCAAGCCAUCCCCAGCGAUGUAGUAGAGGAGAAGACAGAGACGAUCGCCACUGUUAUUGAGGAGACCGAACUUCAUGCUGAAGAGAUUGAGGAGCCCAAGGACAAACCUACUGAUACCACGCAGGGAGAGCAUGAAGAAGAGGCUCAGGAAGUACAAAACGAGUCAAAAUUAGAGGAAGAAGACGAUGCGAACGCUUUAGAAGAGCAAAAGGGAGCUCAACAGGAACAGGAGCCGAGUAUUGAGGAUCAGUCUGAAGAGGAGGCUGGGGAUGCUGAAAUUGAGACUGAAACUGAGGAGAAGCAGCCAGACGAGGUUGAAAGUGUAGAAGUAUCAGAUCCUAGUGCAGGUGAAGAGGAAGAAGGUGUUGAAGAUGCAGUUUCAACACUUCGGAAGGAGCUGGAGGUGAGAGAGUCACAGUUGUUGGCGACAUCGGCAACCAUCCAAGAGCUGCACAAUGAGCUGGACAAGACGUGCCAUCGCGAGGUCGCUGCUGUCGAACGCGCGCAAUUUCUAACGGAGCAGCUGGAGAAUAUGCGGCGUGAAGUGGCCAAGUUGACGCAACUGCAUCGAGACACGAGUAACAGUCAAAGCGCAGACGUCCAGGCGCUUCAAAUGGCUCUGGCAGAGAAGGAAGAGAAGCUCAGUGCGUUGUUAGAUGAAGGCCAGACACUUUCCGUCAAGCAGGCGCAACUGGAACAACGACUACGUACACUCCGUAAAGAGAAGGACGAGCUGGAGGAACGAACACUCAAGCUACAGUCUCAAUGUGAAUCUUCUAGUGAAGAAGUGAAGGAUCUGUCGUCCAAACUGAAAGUUAGUGAGGAGGAGAAGGCUCGCUUAGCGCAGGAGAACCGGCAGCUGAUGAGUAGUGCAGACACUACGAGUGCGAAGGUGGAGAAGGCUGAACGUCAAGCUUUAGAGGCUACACAACAAUUAGAGGCGCUACAGACUCAAGUGAACCAGUUAACUCAGGAGGUUUCCAGCAAGAACGAGGAAAUCGAGAGACUCAAGUCUGCUAGCCAGUCGAACGAGGCUCUUAGUGUCGAGAGAGAGGAGCUGCAGCACACGAUCCAGUUUCUACAGGAUAAUAUCCGCGAUUUGGAGAAAGAAGCAGCACGUCGUGAAGAGAUGGCGAGGGCAGAGAACGCUGAUCUCAAGCGCAAGUGGCAGGACGCAAUGGCUCGAGUGGAUAUGUUGGGUCAAAGUGUGUCUGAAGCCACUCAACCGCUUCUUCGUCAGAUCCAUACGUUACAAGAAGAGCAACGUGCAAGACAAGAGAGCUGGAAGGCUACAGAGAGUACACUACUGGCACAGAUUGAAGAGGCCACGGAACAGCAUCGUGUUGUUGAACAGGAGAAGAUGGAGCUGGAGCAGAAAUUCCAAGAGCUUCAACGUCAAGUGGACGAGCGUGAGCUGGAGUUUACUAGGAAGCAGGCUAAGCUGAUUCGUGCUCAAGAAGAAGCGGAGAGUGCCAAGGCCGAAGCGCGAGAACUGCGCGGACACGCUGACGCUCUACAGAUCGACUUGAAUCAGGCCAAACACCAGCGUGACGUAGAGGCAGAAGCGAGACAACAGCUUCAGACUCGACUGGAGAACGUAGAAACGUCGGCUAAAAAGCUGGAGGCGUCGGCUACUGCGACGGCUGAGCUGGGACAGGCUCGUGAGCGCGAGGCUCAGCUUCGACAAGAUCUGGAAUGGCACCAACAAGAGCUACAGCGGUUAAAGAGCUCGACGUUGCAACCUGGUCCUCCGUUGUCUACAGGCUCCACGUCUAGACGAAGCAUCGAGGAACAGUACAGUGGCUCGGAAGCGGAGGCGUCGAUCCUCAAGACCACGUUGGAGACAACCAUGGGAGACUCGCUCAGUUCGACGGGCAACACGUCAGUCUUGGGGCUCAGUCAACUGCAGCAGCGACUGCGCUUACGUGAAGGCGAGAACAGGAUGCUCAAGCAGCAAUUGGAAGCGUUGGAAGCUCGACAGAAACAAACAACCGACGAGAUCGUUCGACUGAGCACACGGAACGCGUUGCUAGAGAGUGGCGAGGCACAAUGGGAGCAGACGCAGUUGGAACUGGCGAAAUUGCAGAAACAUCAAGUGGUGCUGCUCGAGCUAUUCGGCGAGAAAGAAGAACAAGUCGAGGAAUUGCAGGCCGAGGUCAGCGAACUUAAGGCGUUCUACCGUAAACAACUCGACACUCUGGCCUCGCACAACGAACAACAGACACAACAACAGCAUUAAUCAUGCGAUGCCGAAGUGCGCCUCGAAGACCGUGUUGGUGCGUGACGGCAGGUCGAACAUUUGGAAGUAAUGACUGCGAGAGGCGUCCAGGUUCUCGGCGGCCCACGUCAUGUAGUCCGAGUAGAACUGCUGAGCACCAGUGACGGAGCCCGUGUUGCCGUCUGCAGAUCCGGCACUGGGCCAGCCUGUCUCGGUGAUGGCCAACUUGUCGGCCAGACCGGGAAAGCGCGACUCGGUGUCGCUGUUUUGCAGUUCCGUCCACUGGUUAGACACGAGUGUGAUGGCGUCGGUCGCAGCAGUGUCGGCUGUGAAGACAGGCUGGAUGUUGACGCCCACGACGUCGCAGGCUGUGAAGAGAUCGGCGAGGCCCGAGAUGGCGUUGUAUCGAGACGAGUCGAGCAUCUCGGUGUUGCGCUGUACGGUGCCGAUGGGCACAUUGGGCAGAGCCUCCUGUAGUUGGGUGAUGUAGCUGAGCAUCUCGGACGGGACUUGAUCGACGGAGGCCAAGUUCUCGUUACCGACGAAGAUCUGGACGAUGCUGGCUGAUCCGUUGGAGAGUGAACCGGCCGAGAUGGCGGCUGUGACGUAGUCGGCGGUGGCACUGGGGUUGUCGUUGUCGAAAGGAACGCCGAGUGAGACGUUGAGGCCCUGGGCGAUGGCCAGUGUGGCCAUGUCGGCGGAUCCGUACGUGGUGAUGUAGGUUCGGACGAGAUCGAAGCCUUUCUCCUUGAUGGUCUGGAAGUCGGCGGAGAUGGUGGCUUCUGUGGCGGAGUCAACGUGAUCAGGAUCGUAGCAGACGCCUCCCGUGGCCGUGGCGGCAACGCGGUUAGCUGUGGCGAUGAUGGCGAGGGUGGAAGCAGUGAUGAACGAGAAACCCUUCAUGGAUGGUAGUGCGGUGAACUCACUUGUCGCUUUGUGUUUGAAGAGGCAAAUUGUGGAAUGGUCGAUGGAGUGAGCUUGGUACUAUGAUCAGAAGGCUGUUCCGUGCUGCUAGAGGCAUGUCCCCUGAAGAUCUGGGUCUCGAGGCUCGAGUUGUGUAGGACACCGACGCCAGCUGGCAAAUGUUAUGUGGCAGAUGGUUGUCAACUCAGUGACCGUCGUGCUACGAUUGUCGUAAGUAGAGAUGAUAGCUAGGGAUACCACGUGCGAUGUCGACCGAAUGCACCGAGUCGCGAAUUGCAAUCGAGUGGGUGAGAGCCUCAUGGGGGGGGGGGCUCACGUCAUGAUGCAACUUGCAAGGGUCGGAAGUGGAGGCUACUCGUACACCGAAGAAUCCGAUGCUGGUUGUGUGGUCUCAAACGCGAAAGAGCGUCCAAGAUCGCAACGGAGACUUGGCUCUAUGACGGCACUGGAAUUCAGUCGUGAUGCUGUGGUCGUCGUUCGAUUGUAAAGGUGUCUCCAGCUCUCAGUCGAGGUGCUAGCCACGCUUCAGAAUGGUAGUGGCAUUAGCAUGAAUUUGGGAGGAUGUCGUGGAAGUGUUAUCAGGUUGUUCACAGCUGGAGGCAUUCGUGUCAGACUCGGAUUGGUUUUCCCAUCAACGGCGUAGAGUCGAAGGUACAGCUACCCUUUCGUGUCGAGAGAUCUGAGGCCACAUACAGAGAGAAGCAUGCGUUCUAAAGCCCCAUUGCUCGUCAAAAUUAGUAUCCAUCUAAUUGACCGUGGGGUUCAUCAAAUACAUUAAACCAUACAAUUUCGAUCCAGCAG
Messenger RNA from Phytophthora nicotianae INRA-310, 4217 nucleotides. RefSeq lists its product as hypothetical. Gene Ontology annotation, cellular component: endoplasmic reticulum; Golgi apparatus. The transcript has 2 exons. NCBI's taxonomy places the organism in Eukaryota, Oomycota, Peronosporomycetes, Peronosporales, Peronosporaceae. The record is from RefSeq and is a predicted model, not a curated record. Bases 36 to 2513 code for a protein of 825 amino acids.